This is a messenger RNA of Ostrea edulis (European flat oyster), 1592 nucleotides long. RefSeq names its product zinc finger HIT domain-containing protein 1-like. The transcript is spliced from 6 exons. The record is from RefSeq and is a predicted model, not a curated record. Gene Ontology annotation, cellular component: Swr1 complex. Gene Ontology annotation, molecular function: nucleosome binding. NCBI's taxonomy places the organism in Eukaryota, Metazoa, Mollusca, Bivalvia, Ostreida, Ostreidae. Bases 540 to 1010 code for a protein of 156 amino acids. Gene Ontology annotation, biological process: chromatin remodeling.
AAAAAAACUGACGGUCAGCAACGACAAUGGUUCGAUGGAUUUUCGAUCGCUUACCAGCUAAUCCGUUUCAAUUUCUCUCUUCCUGUUACAAACCAAAUAAAGGUGUUUGAUAGACGAAUUUACUAAAUUGUGUUGUAUCUGGUUGUUAUCCUUUGGAUGAGGCUUUUUAACGGCAUAAAUCUGAUGGUAACAGAAAGCAUACUGGUCUAUUCUUCUGUUGCUUGAAAUUCUACUUUCACUUUUUGCGUGGUUAUUAGGCACUAGUCAAAUUCGUUCCCCGAGAUGUCACGGACCUUUUCCCCAAGCCCAUUUUUGCUAUGUCCUUCUUGUCUAAUUGAGUUUUAGAGUAAUUUAUUUACAGUUUAUUAUUUGACUUAAAACACCUAAUAAAGAUUCCUAGGAUACCCCAGUCGGACAUGAUGAAAGAUCUCGUAGAACACUUUUGUAUUUUUGCUGAUGAGAGCGAAACUUCCAUAUGCCGAAUUGGUAAAGCACCGGCAGACUUCGGAAGGCUUCGGGAACCAGGCUAGAAAAAAAAAAUGGAGAAAAAGGAGUCGAGCAGAAUCAAGGAUCUUCAGCAGAAACGGAUUUUGGAUGAUGCAGCCCGAAGGAGGCGGCAGAGGAAGGCUCUGGAAGCACUGGAGCAGGACAACUUCCAGGAUGACCCUCACGCAGACCUGAAAAUGAGCAAGAAGGCACCCAAGUUUGAGGAAUCGAUGGAAACAACAGCACAGCCUGGGAAGAAGAAACGAAAAAGUAAAGCUGAUAAUUUCAAAUUUCGCUACAAGAAAAGUUUUGCUGCAUUAAUUGAAGAAGAGCACAUGUUGAACAAAGAUUCUCCCAACUACAACUCAGCAGGAGUUCCUCCAUCACGAUUUCCAGACAGAAAAUUUUGUGCUGUGUGUGGGUUUCCAUCCAAUUAUACCUGUGUACAAUGUGGAGCAAGAUACUGCUGUGUUCGAUGUCUGGGCACACAUCAUGACACCAGAUGCCUGAAGUGGACAGCUUGAUGAUGUGUUGAUAUGCCUGAUUACUGAGAUUAAAUAUACCAUCGAAUGCAGUAUGCUGGGAAAAUUUCACAAAUGGAAGACUGUCUAUAACAUGCCAUACAUGUUGAACAAUCCACGGCUACAAGUAGUACAUUCACAUGCGUUUCCAAAUGCAUUGUACUGAGAGAUCCAUUCUAUACUCACAAGUGUAAAAUACACUGUAUACACAUAAUUGACAUCUGUUUUCUAAACCAGAGCCAUUUUGUUGCGCCGGGACAGGUGCUUAGGGAGGUGUGGAAAAACCUGAGAGACCAUGGAAUUACAUGACUACUUAUCAGACUAUGAAAUAUAUGAAACACAGUUUCCCGUUUUAAGUUUCAACUUUCAGUCCUAAUUAAGUUGUUAUUAGAGUAGCCUGUUACUGUUUACAUGUAACUGUGUAUUGAAUUUGAUCUGUAAAGUGGGAUGGAGAGGAAUUACUAGAUGUGAGUGUAAAGAUAUGCAGGUGAAAGUUUUGUGAUUAUAAAACGAGACAUCGUAUGUAUACUAAAUCCAAUAUCUGUUAGAUGUAUAAUAUCAUUGUUAAUAAAGAUUGUCAAAAAA